Cyprinodon tularosa is the source of this 998-nucleotide messenger RNA. RefSeq names its product oligosaccharyltransferase complex subunit (gene ostc). The record is from RefSeq and is a predicted model, not a curated record. Gene Ontology annotation, cellular component: oligosaccharyltransferase complex. NCBI's taxonomy places the organism in Eukaryota, Metazoa, Chordata, Actinopteri, Cyprinodontiformes, Cyprinodontidae. The transcript is spliced from 4 exons. Bases 82 to 531 code for a protein of 149 amino acids.
GCGAGUGCGCACGCGCACACCAACCAGCGGCGUAAAGCAGUGUUGUGGAGAAGGAGAAAGGGAGAAAUAAUUUCCUUAAUCAUGGAGACUUUAUAUGGGAUUCCGUUUGCAGUGCUCGAAUGUCCGAAUAUAAAACUGAAGAAACCCUCAUGGCUUCACAUGCCGUCGGCUAUGACCGUGUAUGCGGUCGUCAUUGUAUCAUACUUUCUCAUCACAGGAGGUAUUAUUUAUGACGUCAUUGUAGAACCUCCAAGUGUGGGUUCAAUGACUGAUGAGCAUGGACACCAGAGACCAGUUGCCUUUUUGGCAUACAGAGUUAAUGGGCAGUACAUUAUGGAGGGGUUAGCCUCCAGUUUUCUCUUCACCAUGGGAGGCCUGGGCUUCAUAAUCCUGGACCGCUCCAACGCACCAAACAUUCCCAAACUCAACCGCUUCCUGCUGCUUUUCAUUGGCUUUGUCAGCGUCCUUCUCAGCUUCUUCAUGGCCCGAGUUUUCAUGCGCAUGAAACUGCCAGGAUACCUCAUGGGCUAACGGCAUGGAUAACAGAAAAUUACCAAACAGAAUCAGUAAUGGAUAAAGAUGGCUUCACUAAAUCAUUACCAAUAAAGACUGAAAGCACUGACUGGUCAAGAGAUGCAACCAGACCAACCUAAAAAAGAAAAAAAAACAAGACCCCUUAGCAGAUAUCUGUAUUAGGCGUAAAUGUUACUGGCUACUCAUGUUUGGUUUUUUUGUUCUUCUAAAACCUGCCGUGAAUAUAAAGAGUUGCAGAAAUGUUUUGGGGUCACUGGGGACAAAAAAAAGCUCUGGAAAGGAAACAAAGUGCCGAUGGGAGGCAGCCGCCAAUUUAAAUGCAGACUUGGAACUGUGCGCUUUAACUUGCAAAGUGUCUAAAAGUGUUUGUCAGUUUUUGUAUUGAAGUAACUGAACAAGACCAAUUAAAGUGGAUUGGUUUUGUUUUUGUAUGAGGUUAAAUAAAUCAUUUACAAAAAUCCCUA